AUGGAGACAUUACCAAUCAAACCUGAAGCAGCUGAGAAGUUACUUUAUCAUUGGAAAAGUCUGCCCAUAGUACUGCCACCAUCAAUCACAGAUGACAACUUGGAAGCUGGAGAUGGGUUCAUGAUAUCAUUUAAAGACCUUUUUGUGGCUCCAACUUUUGAUGAGUUGGAGCAAGUCGCCAGAGAUAGCAAGGGGAACAUGAAGAAGUUGAACAGGAAACAAUUGAUGAACAUCAGAAACAUGGGUGAGUUUGAGGUUGAGAGUAUAAACUUUCCAGGCCAAGCACACAAGUGGAGGUUGAACCUCUUGCUCCAGAAGGGCUUCUAUAGGACACAUGAAUCUUUUCUUGAUGAUUUAGCACUGGCGCUAAAAAUGUUGAUCAUAUACUCAAAGAAUCGAUUUGAGUCACCGUUUUUUAGUUUGUCACAGAGUUACAGAAGCUUAAAGAAAUCAGUUUAUCAUUUCUUAGGAUUGGAAAGAGUUCUGCUCAUUCAUAAAAAGCCGAAUGAAUGCAGUGCAGGCAAACAAGUUGAUGCUAACUUUAUUAUGAAUCAAAGCUAUGAGAUUUUGUCGACGAUAUUAAAGCAGGAGUCCAGGGGCUGGUACAUCAAAUACAAGGAUAAGAUUAUUACUGAUCUUAAGGGUUUGUUGCUGGUGAAUCAGGCUAAGUGUGCUCUGAACACAAAUAAAAAUCUAACAGCUCUGAAAGAGAAGUUUGAAAUAUGCAAAGACGAGUACACAGCAAAUCUAACAAAGCAAUAUCCCGUGAGGUCGAGAAUUGACGAGUGGCUCAAGGCUCAACUCUCCAUAUUUUGGGUAUGUGUUGUUAAUAUAUCGGUUAAUAAUUGGUCUUACCUGUCCAGGAUACCAGCUGGUGUGGUUCUCUUGCAUCUAUUCUCCGUCACCAUUUAUGAUUUUGAUCAUCCUGCUGACGAAAGAAACAGGUGGCUGUACAUAUUUGAGGUGCUCGUCUACAAAUUCAUCGUCUGCUCUUGCUUGCAGCCCAUCUGUGCGUUCGUUGUCGCAACUCUCGUCUUCCCACUUGCUGCGUUGGCCAUCUGCAUUGGGGGUAUGUUGCGGAGAACAGGGAGGGUGUUGUGGGACUGCCUCAUGUACCAUCUGGUCAUCAAGAAGAGGGGAAGGGUACCCACCAAGGAUGCUUUCAUUGUCAGGCGAAUCGCUGGACCUGGUCUUGCAUCCAAGUAUUAUCUUCAGGUGAGACCAGAGCAAGCGUUGGCAGCUGUUGAAGCCUGCGUGGAAGCACACGAGUUGAAUGUUUGGAUGGAGUGCUACAGUGAUGUCAUCAACCAACCGAAACAAGAUUACAAAAAGUUUGUAGAGUUGUGUUUCAAGCCAUUUUCGUGUGUACUGAUAGAGGAUGGUGUAUACCAGAGUCUGGUACAGGAGUGCAACGCGCAGCUCAAACUACUCAAGCACACAAUUGACAGUCAGAAGCAGAAACUGAACACUGGCUUGAAUGCUGACUUGAGAUCAAAAAUUCGUCUGACGUCCAGGGAGCUUAAGGUCGUCAUAGCUCAGUCGUCAAAGAUGCUGGAAUCAUUUUAUCCCAAUCGCAUCUUCAGGAUCAUGAGCAAGACGGAAGCCAGAUUCUGGGAAGAUAGAAAUCUUGAUUACAGAGAUUGGCAGGGCUUGGCCACUCAGCUCUUGACCGAAGUUUUUUCAUCUUCAUUUCUUAUUCCUCUGGAGGAAAUAGACACUUGUUUCAAAUUGGAUGUGACUCACUUGAAUCUGAGCAAGUAUUUGGAGAUGUUGAAGUCUUCGGAGUUUCGGGAUGACCUAGAUGUAGUCAGUGCACUACAUACACCAAAAGGAGAUAUAGAUGUGAGCGCUCCCUACAUGAAUAUAAAUCUAUUCAGUCCCCUUUCUGAUACUUCCAUUCAUGUUAACGCUGAAAAAUUUCAUGAUCACAGGAGAAGAAUGAAGGUGAGAUGCUUCUGGCCUGGAAGGAGGAGGCGGAGGAGUAACAAAGCCAUUUCCACACUGGAUACACUGUCACUGCAACACGUUCAGAAACUCUCUCAACCGCUGCCAAUUCCACAUCCCAGUCUCAUCUGUCUCAUCAUUCACAACAGAGAGGACAGUAGAUACAACAUAGACAUGAACAAUCUGGUCUGUCAGAAGAUCCUCCAGUACUCCGUUGAGCAGCAACCUUACGUCGACCCAUCGUUGAUGUCUACCUCCACGACAACUGACAACGAAAGUUGCGAGGCAUCCGUCAACAUCUUGCAACAACAACAGCAGAUGUUGAUGCAGCACAAUAGAUCAACUUUGCAAUUGAAACAACAACAAAGUCCUACAUCUCUCCACGACAUAUCGCCAGUUCAAUCCAAGCAACAGCAGCAGCAACAACUUCAAAAAUUUUCACCGAUGAGCUCAACGACAUAUCAGGCUGUGGUUGAUAUGCAUCAGCAGUCGUCGCGCUCUAUGGGUCCAGUUUGUUUGGCCAAGCAGGAGUCCAUAACGUCGGACAUCACGUUGUCAGAGUACAACAGAGCCUCUCUCACUGAUGGUAGCAGAGGUUGCUCCGCUCCCAUGGUCAGUUCUUAUCAUUAUCUCUUUAUUUAA
This is a messenger RNA of Helobdella robusta, 2586 nucleotides long. RefSeq lists its product as hypothetical. NCBI's taxonomy places the organism in Eukaryota, Metazoa, Annelida, Clitellata, Rhynchobdellida, Glossiphoniidae. The coding region runs from base 1 to 2586 and encodes 861 amino acids. The record is from RefSeq and is a predicted model, not a curated record. The transcript has 21 exons.